Messenger RNA from Phyllostomus hastatus (greater spear-nosed bat), 1482 nucleotides. RefSeq names its product zinc finger protein 587B-like. Gene Ontology annotation, molecular function: DNA-binding transcription repressor activity, RNA polymerase II-specific. Gene Ontology annotation, biological process: negative regulation of transcription by RNA polymerase II. The coding region runs from base 1 to 1482 and encodes 493 amino acids. NCBI's taxonomy places the organism in Eukaryota, Metazoa, Chordata, Mammalia, Chiroptera, Phyllostomidae. The transcript is spliced from 4 exons. The record is from RefSeq and is a predicted model, not a curated record.
AUGGUUUUGAAAGCCUUUCAGAUCCGUCUGAGAGAAAAUCGGCAGGAGUGUGGUGAUGACGACAUUGAGGCACAGGAAGAAGGGCUCUUGUUAAAGGUCAUGGAGCUGGUUGUGACCCUUGAGGAAGUUGCCGUGUACUUCUCCAGGACAGAAUGGCUCCUCCUUGAUGAGUCUCAGAGACGCCUGUACUUUGAUGUCAUGCUGGAGAACUAUGCUGUUGUAUCAUCUCUGGGUUGCUGCUGUGGACCAACGGUUGUGGAGGCACCCACUGAACAGAAUGUUACUGUAAGAGUCUCAGAGGCUGUGAAUCUGAAGUCAGCGCUGUCUUCCCAGAAAAGCCACCCAUGUGAGCGUUGUGGGUGUGUCUUAAGAGACAUUUUACUCUUGCUUAACCAGCAGGGCAGCCAACAAGUCCCAACUCUGCUGAGGUGCGGGGCAUGUGCAGAACCAUUUUCUUUCAGUGCACAGAGUCACCAGCUCCAGGAGCAGGACACAACGCAGAAUUGUUUCAUAAGCAGUGUGAACAAGGUCUCCCUUGCAAACAGCUCUAAUUCCGAUGUGUCGUGGAAGCCUUGUACAUCAGGUCAGGUUGAAAAUUGCUUCCUCAUCACCUCCAAACAUCUUGAAAAAUUGGCUGCCUUCACCAUGAAUAGGGGAAAUGAAAUUUCUAGGUCUGAAAUGGCUUUUCAAACUCCAAAUUAUUACACUGCAACAGAACAUCAAGCCAGUGGCUGUGAUGACAGACUUGCUGAAGACCAUAGUUUCCUUACUAGAAGACGGUGUUUUUUGUGUUGUGAAUGUGGAAAGUCUUUUUCCAGAAUCUCUGCCCUCCGUAUUCAUCAGAGAGUUCACACAGGAGAAAGGCCUUAUAAAUGUGGUACCUGUGGGAAAUCUUAUAUUCGUAGCUCUGACCUCCGUAAACAUGAGAAAAUUCACUCUGCAGAAAGACCUUAUGUGUGCACCAAAUGUGGGAAGUCUUUUAAGCAAAGAAGUACCCUUAAUGCUCAUCAGAGAGUUCAUACUGGAGAAAGGCCUUACAAGUGUGGUAAAUGUGAAAAAUCUUUCACCAGUAAACCUGUCCUCUUUUUUCAUCAGAGAGUUCACACUGGAGAAAGGCCUUACGUGUGUGCUGAAUGUGGGAAAUGUUUCAACACCUCCGGUAUCAUCGCAGAAUUCAUACCGGAGAAAGGCCUUAUGUGUGUGGUGAAUGUGGGAAAUCUUUUUCUCAAAACUUUACCCUCCAUCGUCAUCAGAAAAUUCACACUGGAGAAAGGCCUCAUAAGUGCGGUGAUUGUGGUAAAUCUUUUACCCAUAGAUCUGACCUGCGUAAACAUCACAGAGUUCACACUGGAGAAAGGCCUUAUAAGUGUAGCAAAUGUGAGAAAUCUUAUACCACUUGCUCUUCUCUCCAUUAUCAUCAGAAAGCACACAAUUGAGAAAGACCAUAUGAGUGCAGUGAACAUGGAAAUCUUGUACCUGUAG